This is a messenger RNA of Micromonas pusilla CCMP1545, 840 nucleotides long. RefSeq lists its product as uncharacterized. NCBI's taxonomy places the organism in Eukaryota, Viridiplantae, Chlorophyta, Mamiellophyceae, Mamiellales, Mamiellaceae. The coding region runs from base 1 to 840 and encodes 279 amino acids. The transcript has a single exon. The record is from RefSeq and is a predicted model, not a curated record.
AUGGCACCCGCCCAAGUAGAUACGAGCCCGCUUCUCGUGAAGAAGAGGUCUGCGAACACCUCCCUAUUUUCGCCGAAAAAAAUCGCGACCACCUCUGCCCUCAUCAUCGGCGUCUUCGUCGGCGCUCUCGCGGUGACGUCCGUUCGCCCCGCGAAAGUCGACGAGCCCGCGCUGCUUGGCGACGCGCAGUCCGGCGUCUCCGAAUCCUAUCGGCUCGGCGUGGAGAAACUGUACGAGAAGUUCAACGCGCGCGCGUCGGCCACCGGUGAGCUCGGCGAAGACGACGCGAACGAGCUUGAGAAGGAAAUCGCCGACCUCGGCUCUGGACCGACGAAAAUGGCACUUAUCAAAGAAAACGACGUGGGCUACUGCGAAAAUGACAAAGUGGAGUUCGGGACUCUCAUGAAUUUAACCCUCCCCAUGGCCCUCCUCAAGGACAAGAAGAAGGUUGUUCAUAAGACACUCGACGUGAAGAAGCCGCCGCCUGGACCUUUUCCUUCUUUGUCCGCAGCCUAUAAAAUUUUGAAGAUGGAAGACUUUGGAACCGUCCCCGUUCCCGUGACCUGCGACGUCGAUUUCUUUGGGGAAGACCCCGCACCCGGCAAACAGAAGUUCUGCAAAUGCAAGCAGAAGUCACGCGCCGUGACCUUUGCAGAGGGUAAAAUUGGGUGGUGCAAAAAAAGCAAGGUUCACAUCUCCGACGGCCACAAGCUGGUCACGAGCGACAAACUCAAAAAGAUGGCGAUUCCGCUCCCUUUCCCGUGCGUUGCCAAAGCGUUCAAGGGGGGAAUUGCAGACUUGGACGCCGGUGCGAAGAAGAAGUGCUUCUGCCAUAAGUAA